This is a messenger RNA of Trichophyton benhamiae CBS 112371, 2355 nucleotides long. RefSeq lists its product as uncharacterized. Bases 1 to 2355 code for a protein of 784 amino acids. The record is from RefSeq and is a predicted model, not a curated record. Lineage: Eukaryota; Fungi; Ascomycota; Eurotiomycetes; Onygenales; Arthrodermataceae. The transcript is spliced from 3 exons. Gene Ontology annotation, molecular function: nucleotide binding; pyridoxal phosphate binding; transaminase activity. Gene Ontology annotation, biological process: polysaccharide biosynthetic process.
AUGAAUACUGCCGUCAAGAAGUCACCGCUUCAGGUGGCUAUGGUUGGCAUUGGUCAUCGUGGAUACAAGACCCAUUUUCGUAUCAUUCUCGAGAACCCAAGAUCAUGGACUGUGGUGGCCUGCUGUGAUACCAACGAGAACACCCGACAGGCUUUUUCUCAGAAACAUCCGAACAUCAAUGUAUACAAAGAUGUCGACGAUCUACUGAAGAACAACAAGCAGAGACUAGACUUUGCAAUUGUCUGCGUCCCGCACCAAUACCACUUAGAAUGCUGUCGGGCGUUAGCUCAGAGAGGAGUACCUAUCCUGAAGGAGAAACCCGUUGCAGAGUCGCCGGUCGAAUAUCAGCAGCUCCAGCAACUUCCCGUCAAAAUCGGCAUUACUUUCCAGAAGCGCUUUGAGCCACGCUAUCUGGCGAUCAGGGAUCUCAUUUCCCAGGUUGGACAGGUUGCUUCAUUCACUGCAACACUUACAGCCAAUAUCACGGAACUGGACGCUACGUGGAGGGCAACAAGUGAUGUUGGUGUUACUGAAGACUUAGGAUGCCAUAUGUUGGACAUGAUCGUGUCCCUCUUCGGGAGGCCGACUUCAAUCACCGCCCAGAAUACCAGGGGCAUCGGGGUUGACCAGGAAUAUGGGGGAGAUGACGUUUCGAACAUCAUCAUGAACUUUGGAGAGGCAGCAAAGCGUAACAUAGGUCAUGUUCAUCUCUCGAGAGUAGCUCACAGGAACGAAGAACGUCUCAUCAUUACUGGUACCCACGGCACCUUUGCCUUGGAAGGCAAAGAUGUAAGGCUACGAGAUAGUAAUGGCAACGAAACGUUUCAUUUCCACGACACUUCUGAGAAGAAGUAUGUUGUCAACUCGAUGUUGCAACAGUUCUCUGCCUGGGUCACCGGUGCAAAGUCCGAUUUCCUCGCCUCUAUCGCCAACCUGGAAGAUACAGUCAUGGUGAUGGAAGCCACUCGCCGUGCAUACAACAACCCCAAUGCCACUGAGACGGUUACUACUACCGGAAACUCUGCUGGAUCUUAUGCACAAGCUUCUCUAGCAGGUGUACAUCAUGUAUGGCCACUGCUUUCACCCGAGUCUGAGGCUGCUGUUGUACGUCAGAUGCAUUCUUCACUGUCCAUCUACAACAGGUCCGACAUCUAUGAGGUCUUUGAAGAAAAAUGGCUCAAGAUGCAUGGCUUGAAACACGCUCUUGUAUGCAGCUCUGGGACAAUAGCAAUUCUUCAUAUGUUUGAGGCGUUGGACUUGCGACCUGGAGAUGAGGUUCUCUGCCCCGUAUACACUUUCUUCGCCACAGCAUCGCCCUUAAUGCAGUAUGGUGCUGUCCCUAUAUUCUGUGACAGUCUGGAGGAUGGAAACAUCGAUCCAGAUGAAAUACUCAAGCGAGCCACGCCUAAAACAAAGGCAGUUAUCGUCACACAUAUGUGGGGAUUGCCAUGUCGUAUGCGCCAGAUUGUCGAUAAUGCUCGGAAGGUGAACAUCAAGGUGUUGGAAGAUUGCUCCCACGCCCAUGGCGCGAUUGUUGAUGGCCGGAUGGUCGGAUCCUGGGGUGAUAUGGCUGCGUGGUCUUUACAAGCUAAGAAGAAUGUAAUGGGCGGACAGGCCGGCGUCCUAGCUACCAAUUCGACGGAUUACUACUCCCGAGCCAUUCUUCAUGGGCACUUCAAUAAACGUGCGAAGCAGGAAGUUCCGCAGGAUCAUCCAUUGCGGAAAUUUUGGCAACUUACCACUGAAUCUACUCAAGUGACGGGCCUAGGGCUAAACAUGCGAGCCCACCCACUGGCAAUAGCUCUUGCGAACCAGCAACUUGAUCUCCUGCCAGCCCAUGAUCGAUACCGCCAACAUUAUGCUUCCUACAUUGCAAAAGGCCUAUCCACUAUUCCCUUUCUCAAAAUGCCUGUUGUCAACAACAACAGCAAUGAUAAGCAUGCCUGGUAUGCCUUUGUAAUGCAAUUUGAUUCCACAAAGGCACCUGAGGGCCUCACCCGUGAUGAGUUUGUGCGGGAACUAGUCGAUGUCCAUGGGUUGCAGGAAGUGGACAUCCCGCGUUCAACAGGCUUGCUGAACGAGUUGCCAUUGUUUACCCAUUCCCACGAAGCUGUUCCAAGAUUUGGUGAUAAAAGAUGGGGCAAGAUACAGCCAACGACAGAAUUCCCGAAUGCGCUGCAAUUUUAUCAGUGUGCUAUAAAGCUCCCUGUGUGGGCUACAGAGAGUGACAUGCCUAUCGUGGAACACUAUGUGAAGACAUUCCUAGCUGUUGCUCGUGAGAUGACACAGCGGGCACUGAGACGAAAGAAUCCGGGCCCUGGCUCCAUUGAUGAACGGAUUCAAGCGAGACUAUAG